AUGGCGAUCUAUCACGUGAUUUACAGACCGGAAAAAGCAAUUCAUACGAAGCACAUCAUUAGUACCGAAUACAAUAUGGCAAUAUACAAUACGCAACAGACACAUACACAGACCAACAUAUACACCUACAUUCACCGACGUAUGUUAUCGCUUGUUGUCAGUUCAUUGUUGUUGCUGCUGCUUCGGAAUAACAAUGAAAAGUUCUUCAUGUAUUGCUUGUCGGCAACAAAUGUGACCUACCAAGCGAACCAGGUGUCAAGGGCAAAGAGAGGUCAAGUACUUGGAACGAAAGGUGGAUUUAGGGGCUGUACCAUAUGGUUUACCGGUUGGUGA
Messenger RNA from Helobdella robusta, 333 nucleotides. RefSeq lists its product as hypothetical. The coding region runs from base 1 to 333 and encodes 110 amino acids. The record is from RefSeq and is a predicted model, not a curated record. The transcript has 4 exons. Lineage: Eukaryota; Metazoa; Annelida; Clitellata; Rhynchobdellida; Glossiphoniidae.